Molecule: messenger RNA, 1476 nt
Organism: Colletotrichum aenigma
Lineage: Eukaryota; Fungi; Ascomycota; Sordariomycetes; Glomerellales; Glomerellaceae
Gene: lolP1-8
Product: Cytochrome P450 monooxygenase lolP1
Exons: 5
Coding region: 1-1476 (491 amino acids)
Molecular function (GO): iron ion binding; monooxygenase activity; oxidoreductase activity, acting on paired donors, with incorporation or reduction of molecular oxygen
Source: RefSeq, a predicted model, not a curated record
AUGGCUCUUCCAGACAUUACAGCCUCAGAUAUCUCCGGCUACUUCUCGCCGGUCUAUCUGCUCCUGGCCUUCGCACUCUACUACAUCACCACCUCGAUCGCAGCAUGGCGCCGCCUGCGAGCCUUCCCCGGCCCCGCGCUCGCCCGGUUCUCCUACCUCUGGAACAUCCUCAACUCCCGCACCGGCCGCCCCGCCGAGACCUUCACCCGCUUGAACCGCGAGCACGGCUCCCUGGUCUGCAUCGGGCCCAACGACCUCGUCACCGACGACCCGGACAUGUUCCGGCGGAUGAAUGGCGCGCGGUCGAUGUACAACCGCUCCUCGUGGUACAACGCGGCCAAGUUCAACCCGCACGAGGAGGCCAUGUUCAGCAUCCGCGACAUCCGCAAGCACGACAGGAUGAAGGCGCAGGUCGCGGGCGCGUACUCGGGCAAGGAGAACGACGCGCUCGAGAGCGGGAUUGAUAGCCAACUAGCGGGGCUGACGGAGCUCAUCCGACGGAAGUAUGUUACUAUGGGCGAGGAUAUGAAGCCGAUGGACUUUGGGAGGGUGGCGCAGUACUUUACGCUCGACGUGAUUACGGAGAUUGCGUACGGGAAGGCGUUUGGGUAUAUGGCGACCGACUCGGAUAUCCAUGAGUACAUCAAGACAACGGAGGAUGUUGUGCAGAUUCUGCAGAUGCUGGGCGAGGUGCCGUAUCUGUGCACCCUGUUCUGGUCGAAAUGGGUGUUGGGGACUGUUGGGCCGAAGCCAACGGAUAAGUCUGGAAUGGGAAAGAUGAUGGGAGUUGCGAGAGACGUGGGCUCUUUCGUCCGCCACGGGCUCACGCAGGGUCAGGCCGAGCAGGAGGUUCUGUUCCAGAUCACCGCCGGCUCCGACACCACCGCCACGGCUAUUCGCACGACCUUUCUCCAUCUCCUGACCUCACCCAAUGCAUACCAUACCUUGAAGAAAGAGAUUCACACUGCAAUUGCGGAGGGUCGCGUGUCGUCGCCGAUUACAGCUGAAGAGGGCAAACAGCUGCCUUAUCUGCAGGCCGUCAUUUACGAGGGUGUCCGAAUGAACGCCCCAUUCACGGGGCAGUGCUCCAAGGAAGUCCCCGCGGAAGGAGACACCAUCGAUGGUCGCUUCGUUCCCGGCGGCACACGCAUCGCGCAGAACUUCUGGGGCGUGAUCCGCCGGCUUGACGUUUUCGGAAAGGACGCAGACCUCUUCCGGCCAGAGAGGUGGCUUGAGGCGGACGAAGCGACGAGAGACAACAUGGUGAGAACCACGGAGUUGACGUUCGGUCACGGACGGUGGGGAUGCUCUGGGAAGAAUGUCGCGUUUAUGGAGCUGAACAAGGUCUAUUUUGAGCUUCUUCGAAACUUUGACUUUCAGAUCGUGAAUCCCGGCAGGCCAUGGCACAGCAUCAACCAUAACCUGUGGAUGCAGCAUGAGUUCUGGGUGAAGGUGACUGAGUCUGCGACAAGCUAG